Messenger RNA from Oryza sativa Japonica Group (Japanese rice), 2782 nucleotides. Its product is annotated as beta-galactosidase 14-like. The record is from RefSeq and is a predicted model, not a curated record. NCBI's taxonomy places the organism in Eukaryota, Viridiplantae, Streptophyta, Magnoliopsida, Poales, Poaceae. Gene Ontology annotation, molecular function: beta-galactosidase activity; carbohydrate binding. Gene Ontology annotation, biological process: carbohydrate metabolic process. Gene Ontology annotation, cellular component: vacuole; cell wall.
UACCAACCAGUCUAACCUUGCUCCCCUUUACUCUGCCGUUUUAGAAGAACGACAACAUAAGCUAGCGGCUGCUCUGCAUAUACGCCAUGGCAAAGGCAAUGUGCAGCUUGGGCGCCUGCCUGGCGGUGAUGCUGGUCGUCCUCGCGGCGGCGGUCGCCGGCGUCGGCUGCAGCAUCGUCUCCUACGACGGCCGGAGCCUCAUCCUCGACGGCGAGCGCCGCAUCGUCAUCUCUGGCUCCAUUCACUACCCCAGGAGCACCCCCGAGAUGUGGCCCGAUUUGAUCAAGAAGGCCAAGGAAGGCGGCCUCAAUGCUAUCGAGACAUAUGUGUUCUGGAAUGGCCAUGAGCCGCGCCGUCGUGAGUUCAACUUUGAGGGGAACUACGAUGUCGUUAGGUUCUUCAAGGAGAUCCAAAACGCCGGAAUGUACGCUAUUCUUCGUAUCGGCCCAUACAUCUGUGGUGAAUGGAACUACGGAGGUCUUCCCGUUUGGUUGCGUGAUAUCCCUGGAAUAAAGUUUAGGCUGCAUAACAAGCCUUUUGAGAAUGGAAUGGAGGCCUUCACUACACUUAUAGUUAAGAAGAUGAAGGAUGCAAACAUGUUCGCGGGGCAAGGAGGCCCAAUCAUCCUUGCUCAGAUUGAGAAUGAGUAUGGUUAUACCAUGUUGCAACCGGAAAAUAUCCAGUCUGCGCACGAAUACAUCCACUGGUGUGCGGACAUGGCAAAUAAGCAGAAUGUUGGGGUCCCAUGGAUCAUGUGCCAGCAAGACAAUGAUGUGCCACCGAAUGUGGUCAACACCUGUAAUGGAUUCUAUUGCCAUGAGUGGUUUUCAAACAGGACAAGCAUCCCUAAAAUGUGGACAGAGAACUGGACUGGCUGGUACAGAGAUUGGGAUCAGCCCGAAUUUCGUAGGCCUACUGAAGACAUUGCUUUUGCAGUUGCGAUGUUCUUCCAGAUGCGUGGUUCACUACAGAACUACUACAUGUACCAUGGUGGUACCAACUUUGGCCGCACUGCAGGAGGCCCAUAUAUUACAACAAGCUAUGAUUAUGAUGCUCCCUUGGAUGAGUAUGGUAAUCUUAGGCAGCCUAAAUAUGGCCACUUGAAGGAGCUCCACUCUGUGCUCAUGUCUAUGGAGAAGAUUCUUCUCCAUGGAGAUUACAUUGACACCAAUUACGGUGAUAAUGUCACGGUCACCAAGUACACCUUAAAUGCCACCUCUGCUUGUUUCAUCAACAACCGGUUUGAUGAUAGGGAUGUCAAUGUUACUCUUGAUGGAACCACUCACUUCUUGCCUGCUUGGUCUGUUAGCAUCUUACCGAAUUGCAAGACUGUUGCCUUUAAUAGCGCAAAGAUCAAGACGCAGACGACUGUGAUGGUAAACAAGACAAGCAUGGUGGAGCAGCAAACAGAGCACUUCAAAUGGUCAUGGAUGCCAGAGAACUUGAGGCCCUUCAUGACCGAUGAAAAGGGCAACUUUAGAAAGAAUGAGCUUUUGGAGCAGAUCGUGACGACAACCGACCAGAGCGAUUAUUUGUGGUAUAGAACAAGCCUUGAACACAAGGGGGAGGGGAGCUACGUGCUAUACGUGAACACAACUGGCCAUGAACUCUACGCAUUUGUGAAUGGAAAGCUUGUCGGUCAACAAUAUUCUCCCAAUGAGAAUUUUACCUUCCAACUCAAGUCACCGGUAAAGCUUCAUGAUGGCAAGAACUAUAUUUCUCUUCUGAGCGGGACAGUUGGUCUAAGGAACUAUGGUGGCUCAUUUGAGCUGCUUCCUGCUGGAAUUGUUGGAGGCCCAGUUAAACUUAUUGACAGCAGUGGUUCUGCGAUUGAUCUCUCCAACAACUCCUGGUCUUACAAGGCUGGUUUGGCUGGUGAGUACAGGAAGAUCUAUCUUGACAAGCCAGGCAACAAAUGGCGCAGCCAUAACAGCACCAUUCCUAUCAACAGGCCCUUCACCUGGUACAAGACCACGUUCCAAGCCCCUGCCGGCGAAGACUCUGUGGUGGUGGACCUCCAUGGGCUAAACAAGGGUGUGGCAUGGGUGAAUGGAAACAGCCUCGGACGCUACUGGCCAUCGUACGUUGCAGCAGACAUGCCCGGCUGCCACCACUGCGACUACCGUGGCGUGUUCAAGGCAGAGGUUGAAGCCCAAAAGUGCCUCACGGGUUGCGGAGAACCCUCGCAACAGCUCUACCAUGUGCCACGCUCCUUCCUCAACAAAGGGGAGCCCAACACACUCAUCCUCUUCGAGGAAGCCGGCGGCGACCCGUCGGAGGUGGCGGUCCGCACCGUGGUGGAGGGUUCCGUGUGUGCGUCUGCCGAGGUUGGUGACACUGUCACGCUGUCGUGUGGCGCGCAUGGCAGGACCAUUUCGAGUGUUGAUGUGGCUAGCUUCGGUGUGGCACGUGGCCGGUGCGGAUCCUACGACGGCGGGUGCGAGUCGAAGGUGGCUUAUGACGCAUUUGCGGCCGCGUGCGUUGGGAAGGAGUCGUGCACGGUGCUUGUCACCGAUGCGUUUGCCAAUGCUGGUUGUGUCUCUGGUGUGCUCACUGUCCAGGCCACUUGCUGAGAAAAAUCAGUGAAUUGACCACGUCCUGGAUAGUUGCUCAAUAGGUUGGUUUGUUUAGGAUAAUAAGCUAUAGGUUAACAUUCUUUUUGGUAUCAGAUCGUGGAAGACUUUUUUCCUUCAUUUUACUUUUUAUGUUGAUUUUAUGAGAUACCGCACUGUCGAUUCAAUCAAUUAAACUUUAUAAAAUCCGCAAUGAAAGGCUUUGUCCA